AGUCACGUGUGCCACUCUUGACCAGGACUGAAGCACUGGGCAGCAGAAGUUCUGCUAGCACCUCCACACAGGCACCUUGGACAAGUGGAGUCUGGUCACUGAGCUGGUGUCCUCCAUUAACCCACGGACGGGAUUUUGAGUUCAAGACCCAAAGCGCAAGGCGCGUAACUUCUAAUAUAAAGCGUUAGAGGGAUAAGUGUUAAAGAUGACGACUAUGAUUGAGACGCAGGUGCAGUAUAACAACACCUACAUGAUGUCAUCUACGGAAGCCUACAUGACUCAAGAGGACGACUGGGACAGGGAUCUUCUGCUGGACCCUGCGUGGGAGAAACAGCAGAGGAAGACAUUCACGGCAUGGUGCAACUCUCAUUUGCGUAAAGCGGGAACCCAGAUCGAGAAUAUUGAAGAGGAUUUCAGAAAUGGCCUUAAACUUAUGCUGCUGCUUGAGGUCAUCUCAGGUGAGAGGCUGCCCAAGCCCGACAAAGGAAAGAUGCGUUUCCACAAGAUUGCCAAUGUCAACAAGGCUCUAGAUUUCAUCUGCAGUAAAGGAGUCAAACUGGUGUCCAUUGGUGCUGAAGAGAUUGUUGAUGGCAAUGUGAAAAUGACUCUUGGAAUGAUCUGGACCAUCAUUCUCCGUUUUGCUAUUCAGGACAUUUCUGUGGAAGAGACUUCUGCUAAAGAGGGUCUGUUGCUGUGGUGUCAGAGGAAGACCGCCCCCUACAGGAACGUUAAUGUACAGAACUUCCACAUCAGCUGGAAGGAUGGCCUUGCUCUGUGUGCCCUCAUCCACAGACACAGACCAGACCUUAUCGACUACUCUAAACUCAGAAAGGACGACCCUAUUGGAAACCUGAACACUGCCUUUGAGGUGGCAGAGAAGUACCUGGACAUCCCUAAAAUGCUUGACGCUGAAGACAUUGUUAACACCCCCAAGCCUGAUGAGAAGGCCAUCAUGACUUACGUGUCCUGCUUUUAUCAUGCUUUCGCUGGUGCUGAACAGGCUGAAACUGCUGCUAACAGAAUCUGUAAAGUUCUGGCCGUGAACCAGGAGAAUGAAAGACUAAUGGAGGAGUAUGAGAAGCUGGCCAGUGAGUUGUUGGAAUGGAUCCGUCGGACCAUCCCAUGGCUGGAAAACCGCGUGGCGGAGCAGACCAUGCGUGCCAUGCAGCAGAAGCUGGAGGAUUUCCGGGACUACAGACGCGUUCACAAGCCUCCUCGUGUUCAAGAGAAAUGCCAGCUGGAGAUCAACUUCAACACCCUGCAGACCAAACUGCGUCUGAGCAACCGUCCCGCCUUCAUGCCCUCUGAGGGGAAGAUGGUAUCGGACAUUGCGAAUGCAUGGAAAGGUCUUGAGCAAGUAGAGAAGGGUUACGAGGAAUGGCUGCUCACUGAAAUCCGUCGUCUGGAGAGACUUGAUCAUCUGGCUGAGAAGUUCAAGCAGAAAUGUAACAUGCAUGAGUCUUGGACCUCAGGAAAGGAGCACCUGCUGUCUCAGAAGGACUAUGAGACGGCCUCUCUAAUGGAGAUCAGGGCUCUGAUGAGAAAGCAUGAAGCUUUCGAGAGUGACCUGGCCGCCCACCAGGACAGAGUUGAGCAGAUUGCAGCUAUCGCACAAGAGCUUAAUGAAUUAGACUACCAUGAUGCUGCUACAGUGAACUCCCGCUGCCAAGGGAUCUGUGACCAGUGGGACAACUUGGGAACUCUUACCCAGAAGAGAAGAGAUGCUCUUGAGCGUGUAGAGAAGCUUUGGGAGACUAUUGAUCAGCUAUACCUCGAGUUUGCCAAGAGGGCGGCGCCCUUUAACAACUGGAUGGAUGGAGCUAUGGAGGAUCUGCAGGACAUGUUUAUUGUACACAGUAUUGAGGAAAUUCAGAGUUUGAUCACAGCUCAUGAUCAGUUCAAGGCCACCCUACCAGAAGCUGACAAGGAGCGUAUGGCCAUCAUGGGCAUCCAGAAUGAGAUCACGAAGAUUGCUCAGACCUACGGCAUCAAGCUGGUUGGAGUCAAUCCAUACACAGUCCUCAGCCCACAGGACAUCACAAACAAAUGGGAAGCAGUGAAGCAGCUGGUUCCCUUGAGAGACCAGAUGCUGCAGGAGGAGGUUGCCAGGCAACAGGCCAAUGAGAGGCUGAGGCGAUCAUUUGCUGCUCAGGCCAACAUCAUCGGACCCUGGAUUCAAACUAAGAUGGAGGAGAUCGGCCAUGUGUCUGUGGACAUUACCGGCUCUCUGGAGGAACAGAUGAAUAACCUAAAGCAAUAUGAGCAGAACAUUAUUAACUACAAGUCUAAUAUUGACAAACUGGAGGGAGACCACCAGCUUAUCCAGGAGGCGCUGAUCUUUGACAACAAACACACUAACUACACUAUGGAGCACAUCCGCGUGGGCUGGGAGCAACUGCUCACCACCAUCGCACGUACCAUCAACGAGAUAGAGAACCAAAUCCUGACCCGUGACGCCAAAGGCAUCAGCCAGGAGCAGCUCAACGAGUUCAGAGCCUCUUUCAACCACUUUGACAGGAAGAGAAACGGCAUGAUGGACCCAGACGAUUUCCGUGCAUGUCUUAUCUCUAUGGGUUACGAUCUGGGUGAGGUGGAGUUUGCCCGCAUCAUGACCCUGGUGGACCCCAACAACACCGGCGUGGUCACCUUCCAGGCCUUCAUUGACUUCAUGACACGCGAGACAGCUGAAACAGACACUGCUGAACAGGUCAUGGCUUCCUUCAAGAUCCUGGCCUCUGAUAAGUCAUACAUCACCGUGGAUGAGCUUCGUCGUGAACUCCCACCCGAGCAGGCCGAGUAUUGCAUCACCCGCAUGACCAAGUACGUUGGCGCCGAUGGGGUCCCCGGAGCCUUGGAUUACAUCUCCUUCUCCAGCGCCCUCUACGGAGAGAGCGAUUUAUAAAUACCUUCAAUGGUUACAUUUUACUCUUUAUUCUCUCCUCUUUCUUUUUUCCCCACCUCGUUUUCUUUUUGCCCCCAAAUUUUGCUUUUAAUCAGAGAGAGUCAGUUAAAAAUAUUCUAAUAUUUUUCUCUAAGUUUUCCCUUUAAUAUCUCAUAAAUCCCUGUCUAUAUUUCUAUGCAUUUACAUUUCUAUACCCACAAAAGCUUUUGUCCUCUUUUAAGUUAAAACAUGUCUUACGCCUGUUCUGUGAAUAAAGGGAAGUGUAACAAAAGCAUAUCACACCCACUUUCAUAACAGAUUUGGUGUUUUCCCAUUCAUUUUCUUCAUAAACAUUCUUUAGGAAUCUUUAUAAAUAGCCAAACAAAAAAAGGUGUGUGAAAAUGUACAACAUAAGGGAAUUAACUACAAUCCAACGUAAAACAUUUUACUUAUUACGGACAUUUUAGUUUUCCAACGCACAUGGACAGACUUAAACCUUAAAGUUUGUGGUAAGAUUAAAAUAAAGAAAACGAAUGAAGAAAACGAAUGGGAACCUGAUUAUAUCAUUAUAUUGUCUCAAUGUUAGAUACAGUAGCUGUGUUUGCAAAAGCCAUACAUGCAUUCUACGCAAGUAAAAAUGCCAAAAGCACAACAUCCCCUUUUCACCCCUUCCCUCGUGCCUUAAAAACUUUGUCAAACGUCAUUAAAUAUAUACUAAAAAGUGAAUUUGUUGAUGCUGAGGAACGUUUGUGAAGAUGCAUGCUGUGUGUAUAAUACAGACAUUUAUACGUCUGUACUGUAUUUUAAGACCCCAAAAAGCACUACUGCUGUCCAGUGUCUUCUUAAUAUGAAACUGUGAGAAUAACUGAUUAAGUCUCUACACAGAAUGUUCUGUCAACCUGUCCAAUGUUUGUGACGUAAUCUGUAUGUGUCAUCAUCAUACCUAACCCCUUAAUAUUGUUUAUUUAUGUAUGUCUUCCCUUAAUGUGGUGUUCAAACUCAUUAUUUCUCUUCUGUUUGGAGAAUUGUGCCAAAAUUAUCAACCGAAGCCAGUAGGAACCUUUAUAAUAUUGUGGCAAAGGGAACGUUUUUAAUUCUGACAGGAAAGGUUUGUGCUAGCCCAAUAGAUGAAUGAGAACAUGAGAACAAGCUUUGCCUUCAAAUCCCUGUCAACUGGAAUGAUAUUUCUGAAGUGCAUUAGUGAAAGCCGGGGACAUACAAGAUGAAUUCAUUACAUAAAAGCCUGGAUGUCCCUGUAGUGAACCAACCCUCUCUCUCUCUCUCUCUCUCUCGGACACUAGAUCGUACUGAUUUUAAGACUCUUAUUAUCUACACGAACCUGUACUUUAAAAGGAUUAGUUCAUCCAAAAAUCCGUCAUCAUUCGCUCGACCUCAUGUCUUCCCAAAUCUGCGUGAAUUUCUUUUUUUUUGGUUAACAAAAGAUGUUUAGCAGAAACGUAUCACGACUGAAAGAAAAAUGAAAUAAAGUCAUAUGGGGACUGGAGAAAAUGAUGACUGAAUAAAGUCGAACUUUUUCUUAAGAGAAAAAGAGAAUUGUGAAAGAUUAAAAGGUGCCUUCUCAUGGCCUUUUAGGGGAAGUUUUGGAAUGUUCUGUAAGUUUUGAAAGGUGGUGGAAGGUUCUCAAGCAUGAACAACAACAGGCUUAUCAGUGAUAAAUAUUGUCACUUAAAAACAUUGUUUGAUGAUUAUUACCCACCAUGCUGUACUAAUGUAACUCACUGAUUUCUGGGUUAAUAGAUUUAAAUUUUCAGAUCACUCUACAACUGUUCAAUAUCAUUCAUUGCGUUCAAAAACUCAAUAUUAAAAGAUAACCAGAAAACCCAAGAAUAAAACUGUAUCUCAAACAGUA
Molecule: messenger RNA, 4751 nt
Organism: Paramisgurnus dabryanus
Lineage: Eukaryota; Metazoa; Chordata; Actinopteri; Cypriniformes; Cobitidae
Gene: actn3b
Product: actinin alpha 3b
Molecular function (GO): protein binding; calcium ion binding
Source: RefSeq, a predicted model, not a curated record